AUGACAGAUGACAUGGGACAAGCCUUAACAAUCUCUGCCCUUGUGCUGGUAUCCCUCUUUUGUAUGGGAUGCUGCCUAGUUUUAUUUCGAAAAAUGUACAAAAGUGCCCAACGGCAACGACUUGUAUAUGAUCAAUAUUUUGUCAGCUACAUGAGAGCCAGAAACUAUGCUGUGCUUCCUGAAAACUCAGUUAUUAUUGAAGAUGAGCUAGAAAGAUGAUUUCCACGAGCUCCUUUUAACAGGCAAAUGGUGCAAGUGAGCGAAAGCACGUGUUGCAUUUGCUUUGAAGAGUAAAAUUUAUACAGUUUCGCAGACGAUGCUUCUGUGAGGAAACUUACAUGCAAGCAUUUAUUUCAUGUUAAAUGCAUUGACGACUGGUUUCAACGGAGGGAAGCCCCGAUAUGCCCACUUUGUAAAGUCAAUCCGUUCCUUCCUGUGGAGCAGCCUCCUAUCCCACAAGUAAAUGAGCAUCUAGAAGCUCAGCGGGGAGAAACUGAGCAGGGAGAUCAUGCUGCUAUUUUAUCAGGAAGGGAUCUCGAAGACGAAGUUUCGUUUACUUUGCCAUAA
This is a messenger RNA of Blepharisma stoltei, 567 nucleotides long. NCBI's taxonomy places the organism in Eukaryota, Ciliophora, Heterotrichea, Heterotrichida, Blepharismidae. The record is from the annotation of a GenBank genome assembly.